AAUAAUUGAUAGAUGUCUGAGUGCAGGGUGAUGUUUGUUAUAGUCACAUUCAGAACCUCUGAACUUAGUUUGCUUGUCAACGCUUCCACAUGGAGGUUCAAAAAGCAGAUCUUUUAUUUUGUCUUUUCCUCUUCUCUGUUUUCCUAACGGACUACACUGAAAGUACAGAAGAUUGUAUGCACUGCAGAGGAGACGACUACAGAGGCAACAUCUCCAUCACUGAGAGUGGACACACCUGCCAACGCUGGGACUCUGAUCCACUAAAUAAAUACACGGCAUCAACAUACCCUGAGAAGAACUUGGAGAAGAACUACUGCAGGAACCCUGAUGGAGAGCUCAGGCCCUGGUGCUAUUCCACAAAUCCGUCCAAACGCUGGGAGUUCUGCUCUAUUCCCCGAUGUAGAACUGAACCAGCCGCAAUAGUUCCAGAUCACACCUGUAUUACUGGAGAUGGAAGCUCUUACAGGGGAACUGUUUCUGUGACCAAAUCAGGGAAAACUUGCCAGAGUUGGACAUCUCAAACUCCUCACACGCAUGGCAGAACUCCAGACAACUCCCCAUGCAAAGGUCUUGCAGAGAACUACUGCAGGAACCCUGGUAAUGACCGAGCGCCCUGGUGUUUCACCACAGACCCCGAGACCCGCUGGGAAUACUGCAAUGUGUCCAGAUGUCGAGAAAAAGAAUUAACUCAUCAAAAUGAUGGAAUGAUGCAAAUAUUUGGAAUGAUGUUGCCUCACAGCAAGAAGAGACUCUCUAUCCAGUCGUAUACAGGGUGGCGGCACCGCAUCGAGAUGAAAAUAUUUAAACUUUUCAGAGUGCCACAAGUGCACGGCAGGUCAUAUGACAAGAACCAACCAACCAAUAAAGACAAGCUCAGUGAAGAUGGAGACACAGAUGAUCACAGCAUUAAUAAAUCUAGUAGCGAGUUAUUGAAAGUUCAUUCCAGAGGGCUUGUAGAGAACUACUGCAGGAACCCUGAUAAUGACAGAAUGCCCUGGUGUUUCACCACAGACACCGAAACCCGCUGGGAAAACUGCACUGUGCCCAAAUGUGAUGACCAACCUGAACCUGAAGAUUGUAUGCACUGCAGAGGUGACUACUACAGAGGCAUCAUCUCCACCACUGAGAGUGGAUACACCUGCCAACACUGGGACUCAGAUCCAAAAAAUAAAUACAUGCCAUCAAAAUACCCUGAGGAGAACUUGGAGAAGAACUACUGCAGGAACCCUGAUGGAGAGCUCAGGCCCUGGUGCUAUUCCUCAAAUCCGUCCAAACGCUGGGAGUUCUGCUCUAUUCCCCGAUGUAGAACUGAACCGUCCACAAUUGUACCAGAGCUCACCUGUAUUACUGGAGAUGGAAGCUCUUACAGGGGAACUGUUUCUGUUACCAAAUCAGGGAAAACUUGCCAGAGCUGGGCAUCUCAAACACCUCACAAACAUGACAUAACUCCAGACAACUACCCCUGCAAAGGUCUUAAAGAGAACUACUGCAGGAACCCUGAUAAUGACAGAAUGCCCUGGUGUUUCACCACAGACCCCAAGACCCGCUGGGAACACUGCAAUGUGCCCAAAUGUGAUGACCAACCUAAAUCUGGUCUGUAUCUGAAAUGUGGACAGCCAGCAAUAGAAACAAAAAGUUGCUUGUGGCAUGUUGUUGGGGGAUGUGUUUCUGAACCCCACUCCUGGCCUUGGCAGAUCAGUCUUAGAAAAGGUCCUGAGAAAUCUCACUGGUGUGGUGGAACUCUGAUUGAUCCGCAAUGGGUCCUCACCGCAACACAUUGCCUUAAGGAGUCUCCAAGUCCAUCUUUUUACAAGAUCUUCCUCGGAAUCCGCACAGAAAAUGGGUCUGAAUCAUCCAAACAGGAACGAGGUGUUAUUAAAAUGGUUAUGGAACCAUCUGGAACUGACAUUGCCCUUAUAAAGCUAGACAGGCCUGCAGUACUUAAUGAUCAGGUAUCGCUUGCUUGUCUACCCGAAAAGGACUAUAUUGUACCAGACGGUACUGAAUGCUUUAUAACAGGCUGGGGAGAGACACAGGGAACUGGUGGAAAGGGUUACCUGAAAGAGGCCAGCGUACCAAUAAUUGAGAACAAACUCUGCAACAAUCCGUCAUUUUUGAAAGGCCGCAUAAAGGAACACGAGAUGUGCGCUGGACACAAAGAGGGCGGAACAGACUCUUGUCAGGGUGACAGCGGUGGACCUCUCGUCUGCAAAGCACAGAACAAGUUUGUUCUUCAAGGAGUGACAUCAUGGGGUAUUGGUUGUGCUGAUGCUAAGAAACCUGGAGUGUACGUCCGAGUCUCUAAGUUUAUCAACUGGAUUGAACAAACCCUGAAAGAAAAAUGAUGCAUCUAGCUUUUCUGUAGCUCAGUGGUAAAAUCAUGGCACAAGCAAUGCCAAGGUCAAGGCUUCGAUCCCACAGGAUUGCACAUAGUCAGAAACAAAAGUAUAAUAUAAAGCAAUUUAAGCCAAAUGCAUAUUUGCAAAUCUUGAACACAAAUGUAUAAUGGGAUAUACAUUAGAAUUUAAAUGUACAUCUUCUCUAUAGAAUAAAAUUAUUAUGAUACAAAA
Molecule: messenger RNA, 2570 nt
Organism: Triplophysa dalaica
Lineage: Eukaryota; Metazoa; Chordata; Actinopteri; Cypriniformes; Nemacheilidae
Product: plasminogen-like
Exons: 18
Coding region: 90-2345 (751 amino acids)
Biological process (GO): proteolysis
Cellular component (GO): extrinsic component of plasma membrane
Molecular function (GO): serine-type endopeptidase activity; signaling receptor binding
Source: RefSeq, a predicted model, not a curated record